UGCACCUGUUUUCUCCCCCUCGCUUCUCCACUGCUAUAUAAGAGCCGGGCGCUGAAACUUGAGGAAAGAUACAAAGAGAAAAUAACCGACUGUUUUUUAAGUUUUUGGCGUCAUGGAGGAGAGUAGGGAUGAGCGGUUGUCCUCUUCUCCAUCUUCUCCAUCUGGGAUCAUCAGGCGGAGCUUGCCAAGGGCCAACAGUUUGCCUGGUGAGGUAAAAAUUGCAGAAAGUUCGGAGGCAUCAACAAGCACGUUAACAUUGAAUAGAUCUAAAACUGAGAGAAGAAAUCAUGAUGUUUGGCGUAGAGACCCUACGACACAACUAUUUGAUGAUAAAAUCUCUGCUAAAAGGAAGCUUAGGAUGCUAAAACGGAUAGCUACUGUCAGAGAUGAUGGAUCUGUGUUAGUUGAAAUCCCAAGUAAUAUUGAGCCUCCAUCUCAUGAUCCCGACUCCGAAGAUGUUCAUUAUGAAACUGUUGAUGAGGAAUUUACUAUCCCUUGUGACAAUCAAUAUAUGCCACCUCUGCAAAUAGUUAUUCUUAUUGUGGGCACGAGAGGAGAUGUGCAGCCAUUUGUUGCUAUUGGUAAACGUUUACAGGAUUAUGGCCAUCGUGUUAGACUAGCAACACAUGCAAAUUUCAAAGAGUUUGUUUUGACUGCUGGUCUGGAGUUUUUCCCCCUUGGAGGAGACCCAAAGGUUCUCGCUGAAUACAUGGUUAAGAAUAAAGGAUUCCUACCUUCUGCACCCUCUGAGAUUCCAGUUCAAAGAAAGCAAAUCAGGGAAAUUAUUUUUUCCUUACUUGCAGCCUGCAGCAAUCCAGAUGUGGAUUCCGGCAUUCCUUUCAAAGCUGAUGCAAUUAUUGCUAAUCCGCCGGCAUAUGGACAUACACAUGUUGCAGAAGCGCUUAAAGUACCAAUCCACAUUUUUUUUACGAUGCCAUGGACGCCAACAACUGAGUUUCCACAUCCUCUUUCUCGAGUCAAGCAACCAGCGGGGCACAGACUUUCCUAUCAAAUUGUUGAUUCUAUGAUAUGGCUUGGAAUACGAGAUAUGAUUAAUGAUUUUAGGAAAAGAAAGCUGAAGCUGCGACCUGUCACAUAUUUAAGUGGUGCCCAGGGCUCUGCUUCUGAUAUACCCUAUGGUUAUAUUUGGAGCCCACAUCUUGUUCCGAAACCAAAAGAUUGGGGGCCAAAAGUUGAUGUUGUAGGGUUUUGUUUUCUUGACCUUGCAACAAAUUAUGAACCGCCAGAGAAACUUGUACAAUGGCUUGCAAGUGGUGAAAAGCCCAUUUAUAUUGGAUUUGGGAGCCUUCCUGUGCAAGAACCAGAAAAGAUGACCAGAAUUAUUGUGGAGGCACUAGAAAUCACUGGACAAAGGGGCAUCAUUAAUAAGGGAUGGGGUGGACUAGGAAACUUACCUGAACCAAAGGAGUUUGUGUAUCUAUUGGACAACGUUCCACAUGACUGGCUAUUCUUACAAUGCAAGGCAGUGGUCCAUCAUGGUGGUGCGGGAACAACAGCUGCUGGCCUAAGAGCUGCGUGCCCAACUACAGUUGUACCUUUCUUUGGGGAUCAGCCUUUUUGGGGCCAGCAAGUGCAUGCAAGAGGAGUAGGUCCUGACCCCAUACCAGUUGAUCAAUUCACGCUGCCAAAGCUUGUCAACGCCAUAAAGUUCAUGCUCAACCCACAGGUGAAAGAGCGGGCCGUUGAUCUAGCUAAUGCGAUGCAAUCAGAGGAUGGGGUUGCUGGAGCUGUCAACGCCUUUCUAAGGCAUCUGCCACCUCGGCUGAAGCAAGCUGAAACUUCGCCGGCCGAACGGCGGCUCUUCGACUCCUACUUCGGCAUUUUUGGGCGGUGCCUUGGCUGUUCCUGAUCAGUAUGCGUGCAUAUAUAUAUAUUUAUUCAUUCAUGCUCUCUCUCUCUCACGCAGUGGCUUCAUUACACAUUCGACAAGUUAUGGUUUGGCUUGUCUUUGAAUAUUGAGAGUUUGAAUGAAAGGGAAGUUGUUGAAAAUGUCAAUUUAUUGAAUGUAAAUUUGUAAUAAACCAAAACAUUAGUGUGAUACAUAUGUAUAUAUGUUUUUCAUUUUUUGUCGCUUUUUCAACUCUUUUCUGGCAUUUACCAACAAA
Messenger RNA from Phalaenopsis equestris, 2126 nucleotides. RefSeq names its product sterol 3-beta-glucosyltransferase UGT80A2-like. The transcript has 14 exons. Lineage: Eukaryota; Viridiplantae; Streptophyta; Magnoliopsida; Asparagales; Orchidaceae. Gene Ontology annotation, molecular function: UDP-glycosyltransferase activity; hexosyltransferase activity. The record is from RefSeq and is a predicted model, not a curated record. Gene Ontology annotation, biological process: carbohydrate metabolic process. The coding region runs from base 113 to 1870 and encodes 585 amino acids.